Tarenaya hassleriana is the source of this 2860-nucleotide messenger RNA. RefSeq names its product protein NUCLEAR FUSION DEFECTIVE 4-like. The transcript is spliced from 5 exons. Gene Ontology annotation, molecular function: transmembrane transporter activity. The coding region runs from base 197 to 1903 and encodes 568 amino acids. Gene Ontology annotation, biological process: transmembrane transport. The record is from RefSeq and is a predicted model, not a curated record. Lineage: Eukaryota; Viridiplantae; Streptophyta; Magnoliopsida; Brassicales; Cleomaceae. Gene Ontology annotation, cellular component: membrane.
CAUUUGCAACGCUUCAUUCCUUUUGAUUAUCGACAAGGAUAAUUGCAGUUAACUAGAAGACAACCCCCAAAAAGACAAAAGCUCUGGAUGAUGGAUAUCUCCGAUCGCCCUUUUGUCCGAUUCUCCGGAUUUCCCAAUAUCGGAAGUGUAAACAAAAAUCUGGAAGGAUCAAAAAGAAGCGAAAGCAGCAAGUUGGAUGGCGGCCAGUGCCCGACAAACACUGUUAUCUUUCAUCAACAACAGAUGGCUUGUGUUCGUCGCUGCCAUGUGGAUUCAAUCAUGCGCCGGCGUCGGAUACUUGUUCGGAAGCAUAUCUCCGGUGAUCAAGAGCUCCUUGCACUACAACCAGAGAGAGCUCGCCAGGCUCGGUGUCGCCAAGGAUCUCGGCGACAGUGUCGGAUUUCUCGCCGGCACUCUUUCCGAGCUUUUGCCUCUCUGGGCCGCUCUUCUCGUCGGCGCUUUUCAGAACCUUGUCGGCUACGGCUGGGUUUGGCUUAUCGUCACCGGCCGUGCUCCUGUUCUCCCCUUAUGGGCUAUGUGUGUGCUCAUAUUUGUGGGGAACAAUGGGGAGACGUACUUCAACACAGCAGCACUGGUCUCAUGUGUCCAGAACUUCCCAAAGAGCCGUGGUCCAGUGGUUGGGAUCCUCAAGGGCUUUGCAGGGCUGGGAGGCGCCAUCUUAUCGCAGAUAUAUACGAUGAUCAACUCCCCUGACCACGCCUCUCUCAUCUUCAUGGUUGCGGUUGGUCCAGCAGUGGUUGUUAUCGCCCUCAUGUUCUUCAUCCGACCCGUUGGUGGUCACAGACAGAUCCGUCCCACGGAUGGGACAAGCUUUACCUUUAUUUACAGCGUCUGCAUUUUGCUGGCUGCAUAUCUCAUGGCCGUGAUGCUUGUUGAGGAUCUGAUUGAUUUGAGCCAUACCAUCAUCAUUGUGUUCACCAUGGUGUUAUUUGCAAUUCUCCUCGUACCCAUCCUGGUGCCUAUCAUGACCAGUUGCUUAACGGAAUCAACCGACCUCUCUUCGGCACUUGAAGAACCGCUUGUUCAAGAAUCGGGACAGUCAGAACAAGUUGCGACCCCUGACCGUGACCAGGAGGUGAUAUUGAGUGAAGUGGAAGAUGAGAAACCGAAAGAAGUGGAUUUGCUUCCAGCGUCAGAGAGGCAGAAGAGAAUAGCACAGUUGCAAGCGAAGCUGAUGCAGGCGGCUGCAGAGGGUGCAGUUAGAAUUAAAAGGGGAAGAAGAGGGCCUCACAGGGGCGAGGAUUUUACAUUAACGCAGGCACUUGUGAAGGCCGAUUUCUGGCUUAUAUUCUUCUCACUGCUGCUUGGUUCAGGUUCAGGUUUGACAGUUAUUGAUAAUCUCGGCCAAAUGAGUCAGUCUCUCGGGUACAACAACACUCAUGUGUUUGUGUCAAUGAUAAGCAUUUGGAACUUUCUUGGACGCAUCGGCGGAGGUUACUUCUCUGAGCUCAUUGUCAGAGACAAGGCCUACCCAAGGCCGAUAGCCAUAGCGGUGGCGCAGCUCGUAAUGGCAGUGGGACACGUUUUCUUCGCAUAUGGAUGGCCAGGAGCAAUGCACAUUGGCACACUGCUGAUAGGACUCGGCUAUGGAGCUCAUUGGGCCAUAGUCCCAGCCACCGCAUCUGAGCUCUUUGGCCUGAAAAAGUUUGGGGCACUGUACAAUUUCCUAACGCUGGCCAAUCCGGCAGGCUCGCUCGUGUUCUCGGGACUGAUAGCGAGCUCUAUAUAUGACAAAGAAGCAGAAAGACAGGCACAUGGGACAGUGUUGGAUCCAGAGGAGCAGCUGAGAUGCCAAGGAGAACAUUAUCAAGAGGAAAGGCUUAUGGUGUACAGACUCCUCACCGCAUUUUUCGUGGAACUUCCGGAAAUUGUUGAACACUAAGGUGUUAGUGAAGCAGAUGCUAAAGUUUCAGAUUGGGAACGGUGAAAAAACAUUGUUUUGGUAUGAUCCGUGGACUAGCCUUGACCGCUGAUUGAAUUUGUUGGUUCGACCGGACCGCGUAACUUAAGACUACCGCACUUGGCAACUGUGAGUGAAGGUGCAACAGAGGGUUCUUGGUCAUUGCCGGCAGCCAGAAACGACAAAACCCAGCAGAUGAUGGUCUAUAUAUCCACCAUCCAGCCCCCUGAAGCUAGUUGUCCACCUGACAUGGUCCUGUGGAGAUUCAAAGAUGAUGAUUACAGAACUUUCUUAUCUUCUUUUAAAACAUGGAACCAUAUUAGACUUCAUAAAGAAAUUGUGUCCUGGCAUAAUAUUGUAUGGUUCUCGUCUGGUAUCCCCAGAUAUGCUAUCCUCCUUUGGCAAGUUAUACAAUAGUGGUUACCAACAAAGGAUCGACUUCAAAGAUGGGGAGUUACUUCGGAUACGUGCUGUAGGUUGUGUAAUUCGGAUGUUGAAUCUCACCACCAACUGUUCUUUGAGUGCAGUUACGCCUCUAGCAUUUGGAGCCACUUUGCUGAGGUGUGUUGGCCGAACGCACCAAAGAACACGACAAGGAUGGUGGAGUGGUUCAAUAUCGACACAAACGACGCAAUGCGAGGGCGGAGCAAAAUUGCAAAAUUAUUGCUUCAGAUUACGGUAUAUGAAGUCUGGAAGGAAAGGAACAACAGAGUAUUUCGAGAUAUCAACCGUACAAUUCCGCAUCUGAAAUGGAAAGUUGAUCGUGUUAUGCGUAAUAUCAUCCUGUCUGUCAAAUGCACACCUACAGCUGCCACCUCUUCUCUCUUGGCUGACUGGUUCUAUCUCACUCGUUUCUUGAGACCACCAUAGCUCUGCAUUUUAUUUUCUGUUAUAAAAUUCUAUACUAUUUUGACCAUUUGCUUAUGGAUUCCUUUUGUA